Molecule: messenger RNA, 3065 nt
Organism: Lutzomyia longipalpis
Lineage: Eukaryota; Metazoa; Arthropoda; Insecta; Diptera; Psychodidae
Product: GATA-binding factor A-like
Exons: 6
Coding region: 398-1693 (431 amino acids)
Biological process (GO): positive regulation of transcription by RNA polymerase II; negative regulation of transcription by RNA polymerase II; cell fate commitment
Molecular function (GO): zinc ion binding; RNA polymerase II cis-regulatory region sequence-specific DNA binding; DNA-binding transcription factor activity, RNA polymerase II-specific
Source: RefSeq, a predicted model, not a curated record
AUUAGUUUGAAAGAGUUGCUAAGUGAGUGCAGACGCUACUUUCGAGCGCUGUCGUUGUGCUUUGACAAAUACAUUGAUUAAAAAUUGAUUUUUGAUUGUACCACCCUGUGCAAUACAAAUGAUUAAUUUUAUUUACAAUUAAUACUAUUUAUAAACAAUACUGUGCAGUGUAAAGACUUUCACUAAGUUCUGACUAUUGAAUCAUUGAUAUUUUAUUAAUUAAGAACAAUAAAUAGUGAUUUUUAAUAUACAUAUGUGAAUAUUGUGAAAUAAAAUUUGAUUCUUAAAUAUUUUUAGUGAUAUGUAUUAGACAUCAUUUUGAAUUUUUUUUAGAAGGUGUUUCAUAAAAUUAUGUAAAUUUUGAUUAAUCAUUUAAAAGGAAUUCCUCAAACAACUCAUGUUCCAUUCGACGGCAGCUUACCCCGAGAUGCCUUCGAUGGCAGCCAGUGGAGGUCACAGUGCGGUGUCAUUUCAUCAAUCGGCCAAUGGAUCAACAACAGCUCCGGUGUAUGUUCCCUCAAGUCGGGCUAUACCACCUUCACAGUAUGCUCCCCAUGGGAGCCCUUUUGCCGGUGCCACGCAAAACGGAUGGCCAGCCGAUGGAUUUGCCUCCACCCACUCGCAAUUGCCUCCGCAAUUUUAUGCACAGAACGCCAUGAUGAUGAGCUCUUGGAGAGCAUACGAUCCCACCAGAUUCCAAAGUACAUCGCCGUAUGACAGCGCACUUGAUUACCAAUUUGGCGAGGGUCGUGAAUGUGUAAAUUGCGGAGCAAUAUCCACACCAUUAUGGCGGAGAGAUGGAACCGGUCACUAUCUUUGCAAUGCCUGUGGCCUUUAUCACAAGAUGAAUGGAAUGAAUCGACCACUCAUCAAGCCGAAUAAGAGACUGACAGCUACCCGCCGACUCGGGCUGUGCUGCACGAAUUGUGGCACAAGAACAACCACCCUGUGGCGACGGAAUAACGACGGGGAGCCCGUUUGCAAUGCAUGUGGUCUCUAUUACAAGCUACACGGAGUCAACCGUCCACUAGCAAUGAGAAAAGAUGGCAUCCAAACGCGCAAACGGAAGCCGAAAAAGAACACAUCAUCGAGUGGUGUGAAUUUGGGUGGAAAAGACGAAUCUCAUGAUGAUAUAAAACCACCUGUGGGAGGAGGUAUCUCCAAUAACACCACCACCCUAUCUCAUUCGACUGAUCGAAAUUCCAAUACAACAACAAAAUCCCUGCAGUCUCACAGUACGAAUAAGACGCAUUUAAUAUCAUCUGCAUCACGAGGAGCUCUUCCGCAUCACCACUCACCGCUGCAUCAUCCGCAGUCGUACAACCUCGCGACAAGCAUGACGCCGACGUCGCAUCAGAGCACCCAUGCGGUUGCAAAUCCCACCAGCUCCCCAAUAGUCACAGCUGCCAAAUACGAUCUCACAACCCACCAUGCCCAGUCAACGCCCAAUGUGCACUCACCGCACACGGGGUACCUCCACAACAAUCUGCCCGGAUCCUUUGGGGCCGUUAAGACUGAGACGUCACCCACGAAUUAUGACUACAUGAAUAACUGCAUCCAAAGUGGCUACUUUGGCGGUAGUUUUGGGGCGCAUCUAGCUAAUGCGCCCCCCAGUCACGGGGCCACCGAAUUGGCCGGCUACCAUCAUCAGCACAAUGUGAUUCAGGCAGCUAAGCUGAUGGCAUCAUCAUAAUGCAACCCCCGCAUGGGUUUCACCGUGAGAUCUCUAGGGCAUGUGCAAAGGCAAACUGUUGGGCGCACCACAUGCAAACUAAGCACCCGGGCUGAGGGAAUAUCGCCUUGCAAGAGAAUAUUAUGUUAAAAAGUGUAAAUGAUAGUGCAAGUGUUAUAAGAAAAUAUGUAGUAUGUGCAGUGCAAACUUUCUCUGCACGGAUGCAAAUGCACUGCAGAGAUGUUGCGGAACGCGAUAGCACCAGUGCACACAUACACCCCCUUAAAAAAAACCACUAAAAUUAAUAUUUAAAUAAUGUUUCACCAUCAUUUUUCAUACCGAUGGUGCUAUUAUUUAUUUUAUUUCACCACACACACUCAUUCUUCGAAUGGAGGCAACUUUAUAUUUAACAAAACAGCAUUUAUUGUGAUGAAUAGAGUGAGUCCCAAGGGAAAUUUAUCGCCUUACAUUUUCAUCCUCAUCCCGUUGGUAGGCAUUUUGUAACGAAUAGUGUCUGAAUUACAAAGAUAUCAGUCGCCACUGGGUAAAAUGUAAAUUUUUCUUUAAACUAAAAUUAGUUUAAGCGUUUUUUUAUGUCUUUUAUAUAAGACUAAAGCUUAUGAAAAUUAAUGAAAACCUGAGAUACCUUAUCGGCUUUUCAUCUUCCUCUAGCAUUUUCUGCUUCUCCUUAAGCUCUAUUUUUUUAUGAAAAAAUUCAAGACUCCAAUAAAUUCAAACAAAAAGCGUUGAAACAAUUCAACAAAUCCAAAAGAAAUUGAGUCAGAAAAACCAAAACAUCCUUCUACUAAAUGAGGUGAAUAAAAAAUUCAUGUUUAUGCAAUAUUCAUAUAAACUUUAUAUAUUGAUUUAAUUAUCUCGAAAUUAAUUUCUCCUGCAAUAAGCUGUGAAUUUCGGUAUAACGUCUCGACGGUAUCUUGAGCCUGAGAACCCUAAAUUGGGCUGAAAUUUCAAGUGAUUCUCGUAUUAUGUAUACAUAGGUAUAUAGCUAUGAUAGCAAUGAAUUCAGUACACGAGCCUUCCAGUGAGACUAGAGCAGCGAUUUUGUUCGUAUUUAUUGACAGUAUAUCUUCCUCCCUUCUUAAUUAACAAAAACAUUUAACACUGAAAUAUAAUUCGGUUCAACCCUCGAAAUGCAAAAGUCACACAAUACUAGACAACAGAGAAAAUUCUACGAAAAAUGCGUAGGUGUGUUGGAAUGAAUAGAAUCUAAUCUAGAGGCAAUGUAUGAAUAAUUUCAUGAAUACGGAAUUUUCCAUCAGCAGAGAAUCAAAAUUCUUAUUGGCUAAAAUGAUUAAUUUGACUUUAUUAGCUUUAUUGUAUUCUGUGGAAAUUCAAAUAAAACAUAGAAAAGUUUUUGGAAAUAGGCACUUAA